GAACUGCAACCAGUGAAAGUGAGGAGAAAAUCAGUGCCUGAGAGCUUAACAUAUUUCCCAGGCAUGGAGAACUUUUAUAGCUGGAGAGCCAUUCGGGUUGUUGGGUCAUGACAGAGCUGUUGUCCCGGUUUGAGUACUUUCCUUUCAAACCCUGUGGUUAGGAAGCGUGUCUGGAUUUUACUCGUGUUUUGUCACAGAGGGGAGGAGGAGGUAAAAAAAAAAAAAAUACCAGCCGCCAUCUUUUUGGAAGUGACUGGGAGUGGGGAGUUAACGUUAACGUUAACGUUAGCUUUCGAGCUAUUAACAGCCACUGGCUAUUUUUUUUAUGAUUAUUAUUAUUAUUAUCUCAAGAAGUCAUCACAUCCAAAUCAUCCCAUGCAACACAACAGUAAACACUAACGUUUUCGGACACUAUCAGCUGAAGGACCUGGCAGCGAGACAAGGAUUUGCCGAGGGGUUGAAGGAAUAACAAACCCGUCCACAGUUGUGUCAAAUCUGUGGCCAGUUGUUUGCUGCCUGCUCUUCCCUGGAUAACUGCGUUGGAGGCUAGCCGAGCUAGCAAGCCUAGCUAAGAUUUCCCUCCCUCAAUCCUGUUUCUGUCAAAACUGGCCUGUUGGACGGGUCCCUAUGCACACGCUGCCACUCUCUGGCAGAUGAGUCAUCAUCGGGGGCUUGCGCGUCGCAGUCGCACGGCCAGAUAGUCCCCUGCGAGCGCAGCAUGCCCUCCACCAGCAGGGCAGGGAACCUCAAGGACCCCGAGAUCGCAGAGCUGUUCUUUAAGGAAGACCCUGAGAAGCUCUUCACUGACCUGCGCGAGAUUGGACAUGGCAGCUUCGGAGCUGUGUAUUUUGCACGUGAUGUGCGGACCGCAGAGGUGGUGGCCAUUAAAAAGAUGUCCUACAGUGGAAAACAAUCCAAUGAGAAAUGGCAGGAUAUCAUUAAAGAAGUAAAAUUCCUCCAGAGAAUACAGCACCCGAACAGCAUAGAGUAUAAAGGAUGCUACCUACGGGAACACACAGCAUGGCUUGUGAUGGAGUACUGUCUGGGUUCAGCUUCCGACCUCCUUGAAGUUCACAAAAAGCCCCUUCAGGAAAUUGAGAUUGCAGCUAUCACCCAUGGUGCUUUGCAGGGGCUUGCCUACCUUCACUCUCAUAACAUGAUUCACAGGGAUAUCAAAGCUGGGAACAUCCUGCUGACUGAACCUGGCCAGGUCAAGCUGGCAGACUUCGGUUCUGCCUCCAUCGCUUCUCCGGCCAAUUCCUUUGUGGGGACGCCAUAUUGGAUGGCUCCAGAGGUGAUUCUGGCUAUGGAUGAGGGGCAGUAUGAUGGAAAAGUAGAUGUCUGGUCUCUUGGGAUCACCUGUAUAGAACUUGCUGAGAGGAAGCCUCCUCUGUUCAAUAUGAAUGCAAUGAGUGCCUUAUACCAUAUAGCGCAGAAUGAGAGCCCAGCACUGCAGUCUAGUGAAUGGACGGAUUACUUUAGAAAUUUUGUUGACUCUUGUCUUCAGAAAAUCCCCCAAGACAGACCACAAUCAGAGGACCUGUUACAGCACGCAUUUGUUCAGCGAGAGAGACCAGAAACUGUCCUGAUUGACCUGAUCAUGCGGACCAAGGAUGCAGUCCGGGAGCUGGACAACCUGCAGUACCGCAAGAUGAAGAAGAUCCUCUUUCAGGAGGCCCACAACGGGCCAGCUACUGAGGCCCCAGAGGGAGAUGAGGAGCCUGAGCAUGGGGCUGGGCGCACAGGCACAGUGAACAGUGUAGGAAGUAACCAGUCCAUCCCCAGCAUGUCCAUCAGUGCCAGCUCUCAGAGCAGCUCUGUCAACAGCCUUCCUGAUGCUGCAGAUGAUAAGAGUGAACUGGAGCUGAUGGAAGGAGACCACACCGUCAUGUCCAACAGCUCUGUCAUACACCUCAAACCUGAAGAGGAGGAGGUUUACCGAGAUGACCCAGAGGCACGCAGUCAUCCCUCUGAGCCCCAGGCAGCUCCAGCUCAGCCGCCCCCACGCAAAUACCACCGCAACCGCGAGCACUUUGCCACCAUCCGCACAGCCUCACUGGUGACGAGGCAGAUGCAAGAACACGAGCAGGACUCAGAGCUGAGAGAGCAGAUGUCUGGCUAUAAGCGCAUGAGACGGCAGCACCAGAAGCACCUGAUGGCCCUGGAGAACAAGCUCAAGGCUGAAAUGGAUGAGCACAGACUGAAGCUGGACAAGGAGCUGGAGACUCAGCGGAAUAGUUUCGCAGCCGAGAUAGAGAAACUGGUCAAGAAACACCAAGCAGCCAUGGAGAAAGAUGCCAAGUCAUUUGCCAAUGAUGAGAAGAAGUUCCAACAGCAUAUCCAGGUCCAGCAAAAGAAAGAGCUAAGCAGCUUUCUCGAAUCCCAGAAACGAGAGUAUAAACUACGCAAGGAGCAACUGAAAGAGGAGCUGAAUGAGAACCAGUCCACGCCCAAGAAGGAGAAGCAAGAAUGGUUGUCCAAGCAGAAGGAGAACAUCCAGCACUUUCAGGCUGAGGAAGAAGCCAACCUACUCCGCCGACAGCGGCAGUACCUAGAGCUCGAGUGCCGCCGCUUCAAACGUCGCAUCCUCAUUGCCAAACACAACGUAGAGCAGGACCUCGUGCGAGAAGAGCUGAAUAAGCGUCAGACGCAGAAGGACCUGGAGCACGCCAUGCUGCUGCGUCACCACGAGUCCAUGCAGGAGCUGGAGGUGAGGCAGCUAGGCACCAUCCACAAAAUGAGGACCGAGCUUAUCCGCCUGCAGCACCAGACCGAGCUCACCAACCAGCUGGAAUACAACAAGCGCAGAGAGAGAGAAUUGCGCCGCAAACAUGUCAUGGAGGUCCGGCAGCAGCCCAAGAGCCUAAAGUCCAAAGAGCUACAGAUCAAGAAGCAGUUUCAGGACACGUGUAAGAUCCAGACGCGGCAGUACAAGGCCCUGCGGAACCACCUGCUCGAGACCACGCCCAAGUCAGACCACAAGGCUGUGCUGAAGAGACUCAAGGAGGAGCAGACAAGAAAACUGGCCAUUCUCGCUGAGCAAUAUGAUCACUCCAUCAAUGACAUGCUCUCCACACAGGCUUUGCGACUGGAUGAAGCCCAGGAGGCGGAGUGUCAGGUGCUGAAGAUGCAGCUUCAACAGGAGCUGGAGCUUUUGAACGCGUAUCAGAGUAAAAUCAAGAUGCAGACAGAUGCUCAGCAUGAUCGCGAGAGGAAAGAGCUAGAACAGAGAGUCUCGCUGCGCAGAGCCCUCCUGGAACAGAAGAUUGAGGAGGAGAUGGUGACUUUGCAGAAUGAGCGUUCAGAGCGAAUCCGCAGCCUGCUGGAGAGGCAGGCGCGUGAGAUCGAAGCCUUCGACUCGGAGAGCAUGCGCCUAGGCUUCAACAACAUGGUGCUGUCCAACCUGGCCUCAUCUGACAGUCACAGCCACAGUUUUCCAGGUGCGCCGGGUGCAUGGGGUUCACCGCACAGUGCCGGAUCACAGGGUCCACACUGGGGCGGCCAGCAGGGCCAUCAUCACCACCACCACCACCACCACCAUCAGCACCAUGCCAGCCAGAGCGGCUCCAUCCAGCAGCCCUGGGGACACAGCGGCCAUUCUCCCUGGGGCCACCAUGGCACAGGUGGCAGCCAGCGGUCCAGUGGUGGCGGGGCACGGAACAGCCCUCAGGCGGCGCGGCGAACCUCAGCGGGAGGCCGCAGCGAGCAGGGAAUGAGCAGGAGCGCCAGCAUCGCCUCUCAGAUCUCCAACGGCUCACACCUGUCAUAUACAUAAGCCAGCCCACUCUAACACUCCCCCAACACACACACACGCACAUUGUCCAAGAGGGGCACGAGGUACACCAAGGUCAGAGAGGAGACACAGAGCCCUGAGGGGUAUUUGCUUUAUCACUUUCCCUCUACCACACUUUAUUUUUGCAGUUGUGAAAAUGCUCCACUGAAAAAAUGCACCUUAUAUUUAGGAUCCUCAUUGGAAAAGGCUCACAGGUUCAGAUAUAUCUGCAAAUAUGAUCAAUCUAUAGGAUUCACUGUAUAUGGAGCAAGCAGUGCAUUAAUAUGAUAAACGGGAUGUGAGUAUGUGUGUUUAUGAAUGUGUUUCAGAUAGAGAGGUGGUGUUUGAGCGUUUAAAUAGACAGGGGCAGCAUCACGCAUCAUUUUUUAAUGGUCCAUGCACAUUAUAAAACAUUGAGCAGUUUGUGCCCUAAAAGCUAUGUGGCACCAUGAUGAAAGAAUCCAACCACGAGGACACGUAAGACGCACUAGUGACCCGAUGUAAUGAGGGGACAGAGACCUAAUGAGGUAUGCUUUCGUUCCCUUGUGGUUUUAGGGCACAUAAUUGAUCGUGUUGCAACUAAACUAUCUGAUACAAAUUGAUUUAAAAAUCAAUAAAUUGUAAGCACAUAGCCCCUCAGUGUGAAUGAGCGAGACGCCCUAGUUUAUGAAAAGUUCUUUCUGUUAAGUGCAGUGCAUUUGCUGAGACAGGAAGUACAGCCUGGAUUUUAUCAUGAACUUGUUUCCAGGUUAUUUGCAGUUUGAUUGCUCAAAGAAUGUUAUAGUCAGUGUAUCUUCUCAAUGAGAACCUCUGCAGUAAAGCAGCAUGGUUUGGUGAUCUGAGAUGAUAACGCUAAGGUUUUUAAGGGAAAAAAAAAAAGUGGCACAGGAAGCUGACAGGAUGCAGAAGGAAAUGGUAAUCGUUGAUUACUUGGGAAGCCAGUGAGUAUUUCUCUAAGUAAUUAGUUUCCUACCUUUGGCCAUAAUCUUGCUUUUUGUGUUUUGUUUUAUGUUUUUAUCAUUGAUGCUGUGCCAUGGAUAAAAUUAUUAACAACAUUGGUUACUUUUAAAAGGUUAAGCACUAAAAGUUCUGAAAGAUUGUUUUGUUUCGCCUGUGUCAGGCAUCAGGGUUGGUGCGAAUCACCUGGAUACCUUCAGCAGCGCCACAAAACCACGGUUACUUGCUAAGGUUUUUAACAAAAGCAGCACAGGAAGCUGACAGAUGUGGAAGGAAAUGGUAAUUGUCGAAGCCAGUGAGUAUUUCUCUAACUAAUACUGUGAACCUUGGCAAGUGUUUCUGUGGCGUGGUUCUAUAAACACUACAUCUUAUUGAUUGUGUGCCUUUGCUGAACGUCUCGGCAUGCGUACACUCGCACAAAAACGUAUCCAUGUGAUUAUCACCGGUGUUCAUAGAACCUCAGUUACAUACUUACAUACUAGCAUUCUUAAUCUAAACUUUUUUGUUUCAGUUUUUUUUUUUUUUUUUUUUUUUUUUUUUUUAAACAAUUUAUAUUGAUGAGAGAAUCCUAGACAAGUGCAGCAGUGAUAAGCUUAUUUGUGUGUCUACACUAAUUUUCAAUACAAGCACACUAAGAACUGGGUUCCAUGUAUUGUAAUGGAACCUUGUUGCAUUAAAAAAGCAUUUAUUUUGCCAUGUUGUAGGUUGUUUAAUAGGUUUGAAGAGCUAAAUAAGGAACUGUACGUUGGAAAUAUUGUUGGGGAAAAAAGUUUGGGAAGCGUUAAUAUGAGUAUAUUGAUGGCUAAUUUGGGUAAUAAAAGGAAGUUGUUGCCGUGUGUGUGUGGGCAACAGGAGAAUGUCGGUGUGUGUGUGUGUGUAUUCUCUCUGUGCUAAUAUAGGGAGGAUAGAAUAUAUUUGAUGGUUGUCAGUAAGAUAUUUGAUUUCUAUUCAAAAUGCCAAAGUUAACUUUGAUCCCAGCUAUGCAAUGAGGAGGUUUUUAGCAUCUGCCAAGACAAAAAUAGUCAUUAUGUGCUGCUCUGUGUCCUCUCUGUCUCUCGGACCCAUGGUGUGUUCUCUUCUGCCCCUCUCCGGGCUUGGCGUCAGGGCAGUAUGUGUGGGUUUGGGGGUGGGAAGGUCUCUUUCAGGCAGGUUUGCGACCGGUGAAUGUUUUUGCUGGGUGAGUGGGUGUGCUGCCGUCACCUCCACGAUGCCUUUGUCACCAUCACACUCAUCCCAGAGCUUUGGGCAUCUCCCAGCCGACAUCUCCCUUCAACCACCGUAUAUAAUUAUGUGUACAAACAAAUGAUUAAAAAAAAAAAAGAGCACCAGAAAGCAUAUAUAACGUGUUUAUGGAAAAUAGUGAGGAGACAACUUUAAGUGGGAUGUAUAGAGAAAGUUUGUGUAUAUUGUACAAAUAGAAAAUGUUUUUAAAAAAAAAUUAUAAAUCUAUGAACCCAAAAUACCCAAAUUUAAACUAGAUUUAAAAUUAGCUGCUUGAAUGUGAGGGGAAAAACAAAACCCAGCUUGGUGUCUAAGAAUAUUUAAAGCAAGAUAUCAGGAGAUAACGCAUUAAAAGAAAAUCACACACCUUGCAUCCUCCCUGACGUAAAUAGCAUUUUUCCCACAUUGUUGCUCCUCGGUCUUGUGCUCUUACUUUACCAAUGGCAACAGAGACAUUUGUGAAGCUUACUUUAUCACAUGAUCCAAGGAGGUUCGCCUCGUGUUUAAAUAACUGCCAUCAAAAUUAUUUAGACUUUUUCAUCUGUGUCCCAGCCUUUGAAUGCCUGUCUUUGUGGUCAUUUAAUGAACGUCUAGUGUUGUACAUGUUCUCAAGCCUGUGCAUGGCAUCACUGAUUACAUAGAGAUGUCAAUAAACUCAACUUUAAUUUAGCCUAUAUAUUACGAGCCGACUGAGCCAUUGCACUUUCAGGCCUCAAAGGAUCGGGGCCAAAUUUUAAAAAGAGAGAGAGAGAGAGAGAGAAGCUAACAUGCCAAAAUCACUUCAUAACCUCAUAAAUGCUCUGUUGGGAUCAGGAGAGGAGCCACAGACCCAAAACUCAAGAGCUUAUUACACCUGGACACUGGUUAAGGUCAGUCACUCUCUUGUAAGGUCCAGCAGCAUGGAGAGGAGAGAGGUGCGCCCUCUUGUGGAAAUGUAAUCUCGCGCGUCACAUCGCAGCCCUCAUCAUACCCAUGUUUUAAUGAUCCUUUUUAAAAGUGUGAGAACAAGGGAAAUGGGCCGUAACUAAGCAAGGGGUAUGUCUGUACAGUUACAGUGUGUUCACCAGUAUUCCUUCAAAUUAUUGAUUAUUUUUCCUUUUUUUUUUCUGCUUCAACAUUACCAUAACAAUCCAUAUAUAACCUGUAUUAAAAUGUAUAGAUUGUGAAAAGCUGAAUGUCAUAAAGAUUAUAACAACAAAAUGUAUGGCUAUUCACAAUAAGAACAAAAAAUCCAAUUAAAAUGUAAACAAAAAUUCUGAAAACUGUACGGGGACAAAUGUAAUGUUUUGUUUGUAAUUACUCCUUUUGUUGGCAGAGGGCUACUGGAUAAAAAAAUCAUCUGUAAUAAAGUAAUUUUAAUAUA
Pangasianodon hypophthalmus (striped catfish) is the source of this 7313-nucleotide messenger RNA. RefSeq names its product TAO kinase 1b (gene taok1b). Gene Ontology annotation, biological process: protein phosphorylation; execution phase of apoptosis. The transcript has 20 exons. The coding region runs from base 719 to 3775 and encodes 1018 amino acids. NCBI's taxonomy places the organism in Eukaryota, Metazoa, Chordata, Actinopteri, Siluriformes, Pangasiidae. Gene Ontology annotation, molecular function: ATP binding; protein kinase activity. The record is from RefSeq and is a predicted model, not a curated record.